This is a messenger RNA of Lecanosticta acicola, 2631 nucleotides long. Lineage: Eukaryota; Fungi; Ascomycota; Dothideomycetes; Mycosphaerellales; Mycosphaerellaceae. The record is from the annotation of a GenBank genome assembly.
AUGUCUGGAUAUGACCCUGGGCGGAGCCCACAUGACCAGUCUCGGGAUGUCUUGCCAGCCUCACAAUACUUGCAGGACCGGCUGCACGAACGGCGCGCCCGAAACACCCGUCCCAAGCGAUCACGACACACAGACUUCGGGCCUCAGAAGGGACGCGACGAUGACAUCUUCCUCGACGAAGCCGAGCAGUCCAAACACGCAAGAAUGUUCGACAGUUCACCAAUGGUGCAUAGCACGAUGGGGUCGGACGCAGGCAGCAGCGGUAGGCGGCGGCGUCGGACACUGGGAAUCAGAGACAUGGACGAUCAGAUGGACCGUUUGACCAAAGAAAACUUCGCCUUGAAGCUGGAGCUCGAUCACCGUCGAGAGCAUACACUCAAGUUACAGGAGCAGAUUGAGACCAUGAAGGAGAGCGUCGCUUGGGCGGAGUCAGUAAGGAAUGAGCACCAGGAGCUCUUGCAGAUCAACUCUCAAAUGGUAAGUGAGAUGGAGCAGCGAGACAGAGCAGUGGAGGAGGCGAUGGACAUUAUAUGCGAUCUGGAGGACAGAGUAGCAGAACUCGGGGAGCGCAAUACGCAAACGCGACCUUCUACGGCCAACGCGGAUUCUGGGUACGCCGGAACCGAAACCUUGGAACAUGAGCCGUCGUCUUCACCUCCGCGACUACAGACUCAGGCGAAGACGCCCCAUGUUCGCGAUCGCAAGGCUGAGAAGUCUGCCGGAGCAGCAUCGCAGAACUUGCAGGACGUGUUGAACGACCAGACGCCGCCCAAAACCAAGAGACCACUGUCGAUCUUCAGCGAACAGAAGCCGAGUACGCAAGCGCUGCGGAGCGUGUACAUGGAGAACGCGAAGAGAUUGCAGCCGGUCAAGAGCUUCCAGUCGCUGCUUUCUCGCCAGGAAUCUCGACUCGAUGAAGAUGGCGAGCCGAUUCUUAACUCGCCUCGGCUCAGCGUCUUGAGCGAGAGCAGCUUCCCAUCCAUGUACAGCCCAAAGCAACAGUUCACCAGUCCAGACCGGUAUGCGUGGGAACACGAUGACGAAGAGGAUGCGCACGACGCACAGUUUGGCCCCAGGGGGCAUCUGCGACACGACAGCAUCAAGCGGGUCAGUCAAUGGAUUUCGGACAGGGACGGAGACGAGGCAACGCCGACUAAGUCGAACAGCAUAUCCACACCUUUGGCGAAUGGAGCGGAUUUCCUUCAGCAACCGCAGGCAGACCACUCAGCACACCAUCAGUCUCUGAAUGGCGCACUGCAGUCUGUCACCAAGUCACCCAGCUUGCCGUCGCAAAAUGAACAGGAUCGUAAGAUUGUUGCUCAGCCCAAAAAGCAGAAGCCUUCGUCCCAUUCGUCCCGCCUAACUAGUCUUGGCGGGCCCAUCUUUAACGAGCCGCUUCUACCACCCACGCCGGACAGCGCGAGCACUCGCAUGCUCCGUGCUUCAAGAUCCAGCAUUGCAGACGACAGAAGCCUGCUUGACACCACUCCAACCGUGGUCAAGGGAUACAGCGCUCUACUUGAGCCUCCGAUCGGGUCUGUCGUUCGGACUGCUCCAAGACAGAUGAGGUCUUCGGUCGAAUUGAGGACCGCCUACACAAGCAAUCUGCAGUAUCGCACCAAUGCUCUCGUCGCGCCUGGCCAAGAGGAGAGUUGGGACGGAGAAGAUGACGUGGAGCAUGAUCGCCGCUCAAGCAUCAUGGGCGACCUGGAUCUGGACUACGACGGCUUUCCGGAUGGUAAAUCGAUUGUGAUGGGUACACCUAGGAGGUUCCUCAAACACUCGAAGCCACCGGUCAGCGACUUGAUGUUCGAUGGCAACGGCUUCCAAGCCGCGCAGAUGGUCAAGUCGUCUUCCAGACGGCGCCAAUCCAGCGGACAUUUCACCACCGGCCCAUCGGCGAAGCCUCGACUGUCGCGCGCUGAGACAAGCCCAACCAUGCCUGGCAGCGUUGGCCAAAUGGUCGGCAGCGGAGAAAGGUCAGUAGAGAGCAUUACGAGUCCUCAUUCCGUCCACUCCGGUUCAUCCGGAGACGGCACCGUCACCCCGAGCGACGACCAGCGCGGUCAGGCCAUUUCUCCCAUGAGAACAGGCCCCCCGCCGGCCGGCUUGAAUUCGUCCCCGGGUUCGCGCAUGGUGUCUCGGUCUCCAGGCAGGAGGCUCAGUCAGAAGGCUGGGGGACUCUUCCGACGUCUUAGCAACAGUCGAGGAAGUGAGCGCGAGACGACACCUCUGCCAACCCUGACCUCGUCGCCUGCGUCCACCUUUACAAACGACGCACCGGCCGAGAGCAAGAGGCCGAGAACAAGCCAUGGCAACGAAGGACGCUCCGCUAGGAGUUCGGGAGGCCGCAGCGCCUCGAGACCGCCCCGCGGCCUCAAGACUCGAAGGUCAUCGUUGCAACUGCGAACCCAGACUGAGCCGGCAGUCGGCAGGCCACCUUCCAGCGCGGCGACGGAGAGUUCGGCGUAUCCUGUCGACCGAGAGAAGCGAAGCCUCUUCAAGCGCAAGGACAGCCAAGAGAGGCGGGAAGGUGUUGCAUCGUCUGCAGGUACCAGCAGCAGGAACGGAGCACCCAAGCGCCGCGGCAGCCUUAGGGACGCUGUCACGACGCGGCGGCCAUGGCGGUAG